AUGCCCGCUUUCGACGGGAAUAAUAUGCCGGCUGCUCGUGGUGAUCCGGGUGCGGAUCGUGCAUUUCGGCAGCGCAGGUUCCACGCGCCUCCUCCGCAGCAGUCAAUCGAAACCAGCACAACCAUUGCCACAUCCCCACCAAGCGUGCAGACCCCUUUCGCCCACCCUCGAAGACAGUCCGGAUCCAUCACGGUGCCGGGUGCUUUGUUCGCCCCCAGCCCGGUGUCUGCGCAACUGGCGCUCUCACCAGUCACCCCGCUGCCAUGCCCACUAGGAUGGGAAUCCCUCCCGCCUUACGACGAAGUGGUGGAGGGUGUCCAGUGCCUGGCAACAUCCUUCUUCCAGCUUGGAUUUCUGGCCAAGACACUCUUCUUCGAGAGACUAAGGAAGGACCGGGAUUCUGUUAGCAUCUUCCUUCUUUGCAGCAUUUUGAGUGUCUCGGCUCGAUUCACACCUUCUUUGGUCAAGAGGUAUCAUGGAGGCACCAAUGCAACGCGAGCUUUCCUGGACAUGGCGUCCUGCUUCGCCCCGACGCAAAUGUUCACCUCGACCCUCGAUUCUAUCCAAGGCUUUUUCCUGAUGAGCAUCGCCGAGUGGGGAAACGGGGAUCAGAACAGAAGCCUGGUCUACAUGGGCAUAGCCAUCCGUCUCGCCGGCAUCCUCCGCAUGCAUCGAGAAGAGACAUAUCGCCUACCAGAGAAGGCUACGAGCGAGGAGAUUGUCUACUCCGAAGUAGCCCGGCGGACGUUCUGGAUGCUGGAGACCUUUGAAAACCUUCACUCCGGCUCAGACUCGCCCAUCGCCUUUUCCUAUGACGACAUUACUGCACUCCUGCCCUGCGACGAGAGGGACUUCGCCUUCGGCGUCCGGCCUCAGCAGCGAGCUGCGCUGUUAGGAACACCUCCGGCAACUCACGAUCCAAAGCUGACAAAGCUACCCACGAGGUCGCUCUUUGCAACACUCUUGCAGACGCAUAGUCUCUGGGGCCAAGUCGCGCGACUGGUCAGCGCGGAGGCCAUGCAGUUCGGAGACGGUGUCGAGUCAAGGAUAAGUGUCGAUGACUACGGCAACUUAUCUCAAGCUCUGAUGAAUUUUGAGAGUGAUCUUCCCCAGCAACACUGCUGGUCGGACUGGAACUUGCGUGGGUUCAAAGUGGAGGGUUUAGACCUCGCAUACCUCUCUGUCGUGAUGGUGCUGCGCCUGAGCAACAUUAUACUUAGGCGCAACUACCUACACUUCAUCCUAAGUUCGCGACGUGACACAGACUCCACGUCCUCCUCUUCAGAGCAGUCGAUAGCAACAGAGGCGUGGUCACCUGUCGCUGACCAACUCUUUGACAACAUGCUCAUGCUCCACGAACAAAUCAAUGCGUUCUUUGAGCACAGAAGUCCCGAUCAAGGCUACCCCGCACUCAUAGUGUUCUGCAUCUAUGUCUGCGGAUCGUUGGCAGUCCAUCUACAUCGACAGCCGCAACUAUGUCCUCGGGCUGCACCACAGGCAGUCGAGAUUCUCAGAACUUCGAUGGGAGGACUCGUGAAUCUACAAGCUGCCUGGCCUUUUGCGAGGAGAUGGUAUCUGGCGUUGUCUCAAGCAAGCGAACACAUACUCUUGGAGGAUUCGGCCAACCGUCUUACCGAGCAGUCGAUCAACGACGCGGGUUCAGGCACACGCAUGGAAGCCUCGAUUGGUCCAGCGCUUCCAAUGGAAGUUCAGUUCAACGACCCGUUGCCCACUGAGUCUAUGUUUGAAGCUUUUGAUAUGUAUUCGUGGGACGCGGUCGUACCCGUUGGCGGAGCAUGGGGCGGAUGA
This is a messenger RNA of Thyridium curvatum, 1809 nucleotides long. RefSeq lists its product as uncharacterized. Bases 1 to 1809 code for a protein of 602 amino acids. The record is from RefSeq and is a predicted model, not a curated record. Lineage: Eukaryota; Fungi; Ascomycota; Sordariomycetes; Thyridiales; Thyridiaceae. The transcript is spliced from 2 exons. Gene Ontology annotation, molecular function: zinc ion binding; DNA binding. Gene Ontology annotation, biological process: DNA-templated transcription. Gene Ontology annotation, cellular component: nucleus.